ACUUCUGACCACAAAGUUUCUGUUGUGGGAGGCGUGUUAUAAAAAGAGACGUGUGGAGUGGGGGGGUCACUGCAAGCCUGCAGCGUCUGUCCCACCAUGAUCUGCUGCAUCCUUUACGUCUUUCUGCAAAUCUCCCUCACAGGGGCUGCUGAGAGCGGCAUAGUCGGUGGCAGGGAGGCAAAGCCCCACUCCAGACCGUACAUGGUGUCAGUCCAGUAUCGGGGAGUACAUUCAUGUGGAGGGAUCCUUAUUCAGAGGGACUUUGUUCUGACUGCAGCUCACUGCAAAAAUGAGACCUGGGGUUCUUGCACCGUGGUGCUCGGAGCACACGACAUCACCAAGAAAGAGAGAACUCAGCAACGCAUCGAAGUGGACGAGUAUUUCGCUCAUCCAGGGUUCACUGGGAACUUAAACAAUGACAUCAUGUUACUGAAGUUGAAGAAGAACGCCACGCUGAAUAAGUACGUGAGGACCAUAGGACUGCCUAAGAAGAACAGGGAAACACCCGCCAACAUUAAAUGUGCUGUGGCCGGCUGGGGACUAACCAGAGCUAAUGGAUCUCGUUCAAAUGUCCUAAAAGAAGCCACAGAGAAGAUGCAGUUCAGCACUGAGUGCAAACACAUUUGGCAAAAACACUUUAACUCUGGUCACAUGAUAUGCACCAAGUUUACCAGACGGGACGGAGGUGUUUGCCAGGUAACGAAAUAACAAAAGCAGCCCAGCAGCUAAUAAC
Maylandia zebra (zebra mbuna) is the source of this 733-nucleotide messenger RNA. Its product is annotated as granzyme B-like. Lineage: Eukaryota; Metazoa; Chordata; Actinopteri; Cichliformes; Cichlidae. Gene Ontology annotation, biological process: proteolysis. The record is from RefSeq and is a predicted model, not a curated record. Gene Ontology annotation, molecular function: serine-type endopeptidase activity.